AUGUUCGAUUUUUACCAAAGUUCGAAAGUAAACAGAUCAUACCAAGCGUCCAGUACACUUCAACUGGUGAAGAUUGCAGUGCAGAAAGAGAUCCAGGCCGGGGCAGUGCUCCAGCAGGAGUUUAUAGUCGAGUUUGUCGUGGUGGGUCAGAUGUGUGAUGAUUGUCACCGGGUUGAAGCCAAGGAUUACUGGGGAGCAGUAGUACAGGUACGACAGAAGACAGACCACAAGCGGACAUUCUACUACCUAGAGCAGUUGAUGUUGAAACACAGAGCUCAUGAGAAGACUUUAGGCAUCAAACCAGCUCAUGAGGGUUUAGACUUCUACUACACCAAUGAACAAGGUGCAAGACAGUUAGUAGACUUCCUCAUGUCAGUUGUUCCCUGUCGAUGGACACACUCCAAGAAACUUAUCUCUCACGAUAUUCACUCCAACUCUUACAAUUACAAGUUCACCUUCAGUGUUGAAAUUGUAACGGUUUGUAAAGACAGUGUGGUGUGUCUCCCUUCCAAGCUAGCUCAUCAGCUAGGUGGCAUUGGACAGAUAUGUGUUGUCCACCGUGUCACCAACCAUAUUGGACUAAUUGAUCCUUCUACUGCUCAGUGUAUGUUAGAAUUUCACAGCCAUCUUGUUACUCAUUAUUCCACUUUUAUAAGGUGACCCCACAAUAAUAUGGCAGACUAGUACCUCAACACCAAGUAGCAAGGUAAACUAGUACUGCCACACUUAACCCUUUGUCUGUCGCAACCCCAAAUCCUGAGGUGUCUCCUGGUGUCGCAAAUUAUUUGAAAAAAAAAAAAUCUUAUGAAAUGAUAUAGAAUCUUUUUCCGAUAGUAAUGACACCAAAAGUAUGAAAUUUGAUGGAAAACUUACGGAAUUACGCUCUCGUGAAGUUAGCAACCUUGGCGGUAUUUACGAAUCAGCGAUUUCGCCCACUUUGAGGCCUAUUUUCGGCUAAUUCCAUUCUUCCAGUUGACCAAACUCAUAGCUAUUUCUUUAGAACUUCAUUUGUUCUAUCGAUUGAGUACAAGAAACUGCCCAUUUACCAAUGUCAACUACCCAUUAAAGUGGUCAGAAACUGGCAGUUUGGCCAAUUUCAUGCAAAUUAAAAAAUAUGCCAAUUUCAAAAUAGGGUCUAGAAUGAACAAUGCAGACAUUCCUAGCUCUAAAAUAACAUUUUCUUUGUUCAUCAGUCA
Cherax quadricarinatus is the source of this 1196-nucleotide messenger RNA. NCBI's taxonomy places the organism in Eukaryota, Metazoa, Arthropoda, Malacostraca, Decapoda, Parastacidae. The record is from RefSeq and is a predicted model, not a curated record.